UCCAGCAGGAGGCAAAGCGGGUCGCCCCGCCGCGGUAACCCUGUGGUCGUCCUCAGCAGCAGCAACGACACGGUCUCCGCCGCGUCCCGGAGCUCCCCACGGGUCCCCGCCACCAGCGGCACUGCGCAAUUGCGCGCAAUGAUGCGCCAGCCGCGGCCUCAGGAGACAACGUCCGGCAGCGAAGGGGACUCUGCCCCGGUCCGACGGGAGGACAUGAUGGUCGGAGAUGAUCCGUACAACCCGUACAAACCCUCUAACUAUUAUCCUUAUUAUAACUACUACAACUCGUACUACAGACCCAGACCCAGGACUCAGCCCCGGCACGGAUACGGAACCAGCUACCACCAGAACGGUCUCCCUGAUCUGGUUCCUGAUCCAUACUACAUCCAGAUCGGCACCUACGUCCAGAGGAUGCCCAUGUACAACCUGCGCUGUGCUGCCGAGGAGAACUGCCUCGCCUCCUCCUCCAGUUACUCUCAGGAUUAUGACACCAGAGUUUUGUUGCGGUUUCCUCAGAGGGUGAAGAACCAGGGCACAGCAGACUUCCUGCCCAGUAAACCUCGAUAUGCGUGGGAGUGGCACAGCUGUCAUCAUCACUUCCACAGCAUGGACGAGUUCAGCCUGUAUGAGCUGCUGGACGUCCACUCUCAGAGGCAGGUAGCUGAGGGUCACAAGGCCAGCUUCUGUCUGGAGGACACUUCCUGUGACCCGGGAUACUACCGCCGCUUUGCCUGCACCUCACACACUCAGGGUUUGAGUCCGGGUUGUUACGACACCUACAACGCUGACAUCGACUGUCAGUGGAUUGACAUCACAGACGUCUCUCCUGGAAAAUACAUCCUCAAGGUGACGGUUAACCCUCGGCAGCAGGUUCCAGAGUCCAACUUUAACAACAACGUAGUUCGAUGUGAUGUCCAGUACACCGGCACCGCUGCUCACGUGUCUGGAUGCACCAUGACAUCCUACUGAGAGGAAUCCUGCAGUAUGAGCUUAAAGACGAACACAAACGGAGGAAAUGGGAAACGUUACAGAAGAAUGAAGCUUAAAGUUACACGUGACUAAUAACCAGAUUAAAAACUGAUCAUUAAAAGUGACAUAAAACACCUGAACCAGAUUAUUUUAGUCCAAAUGAAAUCUGAAGUCAGAAACAACACUGACUGAUCAACAUAGCUGGAUUACUCACUAAUUACUGAGGACAGUUUAUGUGUCUGAGAGAAUGAAUGAAAAAUAAUUUACUUUAUGCACCAGGAUUAAUGUACUUUAGUAAACUCAGAGGAUCUGUUCUGCAGCUAUUUGUAAAUCCCUCUUCAAGUUUUUGUGUAAAGUUCUUUGUAAGAUCUUAAAAACUACUAACUAGCUUCAAAUUAAUGUUUUUAGCACAUCAUAUGCAAGAAAUGUUUUUAUCAAAGGCAAUCUAUGCAACUACAGAAUAUAACUGUAGCAUCCGCAGCUGUAACUUGAAUAAACUAAAUAAGUUUUAGAGGUUCAAGAGUAAUAAACUCACCUGCCUAUCAUUUUGUUCAUGUAGGAAUAUCUUUGCUUUAUUUAUGUCUGUAUACACAGAGAAGUGCAUUUCUGUCAGAGUUCAUUUAUCAAGUUUAGGAUGAGUGUGAAAUAUCUGGUUGCACAGCCUUACAAAGUUAGACAUCAUCGGCAUAACGUUAACGAAUUUGUAUUGUUUUGUUUGUUAGAAUGUAGAAUCUUACCAGUUUGUUUACAUCCAUCAACCAAAACUUUAAAACCACUAACAGGUGUCACUUGACACACUCCGUCCAUCCAACCACUGCUGUAGAUCAAGUACACUGAUGCACCGUGCCACACUGCAAAAACCUGUUCAGGAAUGGCCUGAGGAACGUGACAAAGAGCUCUAAAUCGGAAAUACUCAACUUACAGCCUGCGGGCAAAAUCUGGCCCAGUUUGUUUUUACUUUUAAUAUACAUUAAGCUGCCUUUUCACUGCCGUGCGGUAACUGUUCUCAAAAGCAGCUGCUGCAGCGACAGUCCAGUGACAGCAGGUGCCUUGGUGAACGUCACUGACAGAAGUGCCAUGUAAAUAACAGCAUACUGUAGCAAGACAACAGAGAUCAUUGAAAUUUCCAUAUUUUGACAAUUUAACAGUCUGAUGUUUGGAGUAAAUGUUAUCGCGGCCCACUUUUUCUUCUGGUUGUCGUUAGUUGUUGUUCGCAGUGUGACGUACAACCCCAGGUAUUCAGACACCAGCAUUAUCAGCUAAGCACAGCAAAAUCUUUGCGUGUUGAAGAGGCACAGCUCCAUACCACUACUGCUUUGGUCGAAAACCACUUCCUCUCUGCCACUUUCCUCACACUGAAAUGACUGGAGGAUGUGAGUUAAUGCAGAUGGUGUCAAAGCAGCUCAAGGAACCAGAAGGCAUAAAAAACCCAUCAAAGUAGAGCUUGUUUGUCAGAGUGCCAGGAGGCAAUCCGCUGGAUCCUGUGACAGAUGUCUGUGCUAAACCACAAAUGUACUUAAAUCCUAGAAAUGCCCCUGCAUACAUGUGCGGGGCUGCUGACUGGCCCCUGACCUCCUGUCAUUUUACAAAAAGUGGCCCCCGGGCAAUGCAAUUUGACCUGGCCUCCAAAUUAGCCAGAACACAAUCUAAUCAAGCAUCCAUAGGAUGUGUCAGUAUGCUUCCUUGCAAUUCACAGGACCCAAAGGAUCUGUUGCCAACCUCCUGGUGCCAGACACCACAGGACACCCCAGAGGUCCUGUGUCCAUGUCUCGACAAGUCAGAGCCAAGUCCAAUCCACAGAGACCCAACUGUGGAUCGGGGGUACCUCUGGGGUAUCGGCAGGUCCCACAGAUGCUCCAUCAGAUUGGGACCUGGCUAAUUUGGAGGCCAGGCCUAUGCCUUGAGCUCAUUGGCACAAUUCUUGAGCAAUUCCCAAGGAACACAGACCGUUGAACUGCAACAGAUGGUGCUUCUCAAAGUCAAGAAUGCUUCCUUGGCAGGACAGGUCCUUCCAAGUUGGGUCCUGCAGGACAAGAUGCAAGACUUCUACCUAGCAUUUGCUGAGCACACAUUGGAACAGGCUAGUGACUGCACAGGUGUGCGUCACUAAAGAGGCCCCGCCUUAAAUUCUGGCAAAAUAUGUGCAAAGACUUGUGGGUACUUCAUGCCCAUUGAGGAUUCACAAGGGCGUCCUUGAAAAAGGACACCUUCCUUGGUAGAAUUCAAAGGAUCCUUGACACUGAAACAGUCCUUAGGUGGGAUUUGAUGAUGUAGUCUUGAAUUCAGUUGUUGAAGAACCUUUUCUCGACUGUGAUAAGCACCAACUGUUUGAGUGGGUGUAGUGUGUCAACUGGUAUCUACAUAACUGCCAGGACCAAAGGUUUCCCAGCAGAACAAGAUGAUCAAUGUUAUUCACUUUAUCUGUCAGUGGUUUUCAUGUUUUGGCUGAACAGUGUAUGUCAAUAAAUAACAGCUUUUGGAUCGCGUGUCAGGUCAGCCAUGUCCAUGUUUACUCUCACACUGCAAACAGGUCAUGUGUAGACAAGCAAACAUUAGUUUUGCAAGUCAGGUCAUGGUCAAACUUUAUUUUGCCUAGGGGGGCGAUUUGUUGCACAGCCUGCAGUAAAAUAAAUACACACCAAAACUCACAACACGUCCAUAAUCAAGCAAACAUUAUACUGUCGAGGAAUACAGUAGUAGCACAGACAAAUUCUCCCAUGUGAUCGCAGAUCAACAACCAAAAAGACGUUUCUGUGGUGCAAUACCUGUUUUAAUUUAGUGAUGUAUAAAUCUCCACUUCUAAAACACUUAUAACUGAUGUUAAAGACUUAACCUACGAAGAGGCGGUGCAACCUGGUACUUUACUCGAGUAUUUCUUUCCAGGGAGAAUUUCUACUAUUUACUGGUUACUCACAUUUUGCUUUGGCCACUGACUUUUUUAUGCCUCCACACCAGUGAUAGCUGUGGCUGGAAGCGCCAAGUUGUCAGGUUGUCUGUCAGUCUGUCCCAUUCUCAUGAACACAAUAGCUCAAGAAUGCCUUAAGGGAGUGUUUAGAGAUUGGGGUUCAUAGGUGAAAGGCCAAGGUUGUUGUGACCUUAUCUAUGCCAUUUUUGUGAAUGCGAUAUCAAGAAUGCCUUGAGGGAAUUUUUUCAAAUUUGGCACAAGUGUUUCCCCAAACUUAGGGAUGAACUCUCAACAUUUUAGUGGUCAAAGGGCAAAAGUCAAGGUCACUGUGACCAUGCAUCCUUGUCAUUCUUGUGACCGUGAUGUCUCAAGAACACCUUGGAAGAAUUUCUUUUAAA
Messenger RNA from Epinephelus fuscoguttatus (brown-marbled grouper), 4272 nucleotides. RefSeq names its product protein-lysine 6-oxidase. Gene Ontology annotation, molecular function: copper ion binding; protein-lysine 6-oxidase activity. The coding region runs from base 139 to 969 and encodes 276 amino acids. The record is from RefSeq and is a predicted model, not a curated record. Gene Ontology annotation, biological process: peptidyl-lysine oxidation. The transcript is spliced from 7 exons. Lineage: Eukaryota; Metazoa; Chordata; Actinopteri; Perciformes; Serranidae.